Molecule: messenger RNA, 2215 nt
Organism: Punica granatum (pomegranate)
Lineage: Eukaryota; Viridiplantae; Streptophyta; Magnoliopsida; Myrtales; Lythraceae
Source: RefSeq, a predicted model, not a curated record
CUCUGCCCAAUUUACUCGCAGUCGUCUCCCCUCUCCCCUCACCUCUCUCCACAACCUCACCAUUUCUUCCGGUGAAAUUCUCGCCGGAGAGACUGAAACAAACCCAUCCAUAUAUCAUCUUUGGUUUGUUUUAUAAAAUCUUCCCGUUAUCGUUAUGCUUCUCGCCUCCGAUCAUCAGCCCUCCCUUGAGAGAACCCGGUCCACUCCCAGCAAGGCUACUGACUCCCUGCUGCUCGACCGCAAGAACUCCUUCAACUCCCUCACCUCCCCCGCCGGCCUCCACUCUUACCUCUCCACCCCCCACCCCCGGGCCUGGCUCUUCCUCUCCCUACUAUGCCUCCAGGUCGUCCUCUUCGUCAUCGCCCGCUCCCUCCCCAUCUCCCUCUCCUUGCCCCGCGGCCGCCACCACUUCCCCGCACCCAUCGUCGCCUCCCGCCCCGAUGCCGGCGCCACCCCUGAUAACCAUCCCGCCGCUGCUACCGGCACCGACGAAUGCAGCUCAGGGAGGGUUUAUGUGUACGAAUUGCCGAGCUUCUUCAACCGGGAGCUGAUUGAGCAAUGCGAUAAUUUAAACCCGUGGAGCUCGCGGUGCGAUGCCCUGGCAAACGAUGGGUUUGGGCCGCCGGCACGGGGGGUCGAGGGUAUCGUCCCGGAGGAGGUGGCUCCUGCAUGGUUCUGGACGGACCAGUUCGUGUCGGAGAUAAUAUUCCACAAUCGGAUGCUGAAGCACCGUUGCCGGACCACCGAGCCAGAGACAGCCAGGGGGUUCUACAUACCGUUCUACGCGGGGCUCGCGGUGGGGAAGUACCUGUGGUCGAACGGCAGCGCCGCGGAUCGGGACCGGCACUGCGAGAUGAUGCUGAGGUGGGUCCAGGGGCAGGAGUUCUACCGGAGAUCAGACGGCUGGGAUCACUUCAUCACGAUGGGGCGCAUCACAUGGGACUUCCGGCGGUCCAAGGACGAGGACUGGGGCUCCAGCUGCAUUUACAUGCCGGGGAUGCGGAACAUCACGCGCCUCUUGAUUGAGCGCAAUCCGUGGGACUACUUCGACGUCGGUGUUCCCUACCCAACCGGAUUUCACCCCAGGUCAGAUAAUGAUAUCGUUACAUGGCAAGAUCAUGUCCGUAAGCGUCCACGCAACACCCUCUUUUGCUUUGCUGGGGCCACGCGCCGCACCAUCAAGAACGACUUUCGGGGCUUGUUGCUAGACCAGUGCCGUGAUGCGCGGGGCUCGUGCCGUGCUGUGAAUUGUGCAGGGUCCAGGUGCUCCAACGGCACGGCGGAAAUCCUGGAGACGUUCCUCGACUCCAAGUUCUGCCUGCAGCCGAGGGGUGACAGUUUUACUCGCCGGUCCAUAUUCGACUGCAUUGUGGCAGGUUCCAUCCCAGUCUUUUUCUGGAAGCGGACCGCCUACUUCCAGUACGAGUGGUUCCUCCCGAGGGAGAGGGAGAGCUACUCGGUGUACAUAGACAGGAACGAGGUGAAGAACGGGACCUCGAUAAAGGAAGUGCUCGAGAAGUUCAGUGAGGAGGAUGUUAGGAGGAUGAGGGAGAAGGUGAUUGAAAACAUACCCAAGUUCGUGUACACGAUGAAAGAAGAAGGACUAGAGAGUUACAAGGAUGCCUUUGAUGUGGCCAUUGAAGGAGUGAUGAGGAGGUUCAAGGAGCAAGAAGAGUGGGGAUUCAAGUGGAGGUGAAAGGUAAAGGUAAAACUAUUUUUAGCUUUUGGUGGCUAUUCAAAAGGGAAGUAGAAGCUGCAGUAGAUAUUGGAUCAUGAAGUGCUUUUACUCCUUUCAGAGCUAUACUGUAUAUAGUUGAGGAUGGAGAAGCUUAUCUACCAGUGAGCUCAUACCCAUUUCAAUGGCGGAACUUGCUGAGCACGAGGAACUUAAAAAACUGCUGGGACGAUUGAUUAGUGUACUCAUGUGGCUAUUAAUCUCUUCACCUUAGUACACAGUUUAUGAAUACGAUGCUGCCGGUAUGGGGAGAGAGGAUUACGGUCAGCAAGUAGAGUCAUUAGCUGCAGAGAUUUAUCUUCAGUUCAUUAUUAUUAUUAUUAUUUUUACAAUAAUUUGUUGAGGUUGUUAUAUAUAUAUAUAUACAUUGUUUGUAUGAGCCAGAAAAUAAGAUAAUGAUUUAGAAUCAUUAUUCUUUUCGAACUGCAGUAAGACAUAUUUUGUUUGGCAUCAAUAAGUAGAUAACGUUUGCUUGGCGGA